CCAACGAACUUUUUCAAGUUUAUGAAGCGAUACCGUACCGUACUGUAUCGUACUGUAGAGUACGUUGCAUGUAAUUUGCGCAGUCGUACUCGUGCUCUCUCGUGCCAGUUGCCUCAUCACGUAAGAUACGAACCAGCAGUCGACAGCUGACACAGAUAGAAUCAGUUGACAUCAUACAAUCACCAUAGGUCAAGUCCUGACAAAAACAUUGUUUCCUUUCCCUUUUUCACAAGAAGAACUAUCGAAAACCAACUACUUCCUUAGUUCCUUAUUUUGCAACCAUGACAAUUUCCACACGACUUUCGAAUCUCGUUGUUUUUUUUCUCUGUUUGGUCUCGGCUUCGAGGGAGUUCGGAUUCGCUUCGGCUUUCUCGCCCACCGGGCUGCCACAGUCGUCCCUGGUGUCGCCUAAAGCGUCGGUUGCGGGUACAACGACCCGGGUCGGAAUGGGGAUGUUCGAUUUUAUCCAGAACGCCUUCAAAAACGAAGAAUACGACGACCGACUCGCAACCGCCUCCCACAUCCUGGUCGACACCGAGCAAGAGGCACUGGUCAUUAUGAAAGAGAUCGAAGAAGGACAAACAACCUUCUCCGAGGCAGCGAAGACGUACUCCAACUGCCCCUCCUCCUCUAAGGGGGGAUCCCUUGGCCAAUUUGCACCGGGAACUAUGGUCCAGGCGUUUGACGACGUGGUUUUUGAUGAGAACGUUGCUAUCGGUUCCAUCCAGGGACCCGUUUCGACACAGUUCGGGUGCCACUUGAUUGUUGUGGAGGAUCGAACGGUGAAUAAUGUGCGCUCGGAAGGAGAUGGCUUCUUCUAACAGCUAGUGGUCAUUUGUACUGCUAGUAGAUGCAUCUAUUCUACUAGAUCAGAGGGUAGACGACUGGAUGAAUGUUGAAAACAGAAACGUGGAAGUUUUGGCUUAGAUUUAAGAUGUAUCUAGAGUUAUGUCUAUGAAUAUAUUUCAUUCUACGCAAGACCRAGUUMUAAAGGCUCWAAGCUAUUCGUUUUCAUCGUCUGCGGCAUCUAGUAGCAAUAGUAAGCUAGUUCUUCUCCUUGAAACGGUUACYACGGAUCAUCUACUAUUCAAUAGAAUCAUGUAUUAUCC
Molecule: messenger RNA, 1109 nt
Organism: Pseudo-nitzschia multistriata
Lineage: Eukaryota; Bacillariophyta; Bacillariophyceae; Bacillariales; Bacillariaceae
Source: the annotation of a GenBank genome assembly